AAUUUUGCAACGGAAUUCGGUAAUUAGGGUGGGAAAAAACUGCGCGCUCAUUUCAAAAGAACAAUUUAAUUGAUCUACGAACAAUCAGAGCAGCUUCAAACCUCUGAAGCGAAUCUUUGAAGUUUGAACUGUGUUUGAUCAUUUGACAGUUGAUUUCAUGGCUUCUCGGAUUCCAAGAUUAGCAGCUCUUCGUUCUUUCUCCUCAAUUUCUGCCCUCAUCGGUUGCAAGAGUUACCGCCAACCACUGUUCCCUCCAAGAUCCGGUUUAAUCAAUUCGGCACACACCCACUUCUCGAAGAACCAAUCAGUUUAUAAGCAUUCAUCCUCUGAGAUUGAUUCAACACUAAAAGAUUGCAGUGAGAUUGACCAUGAAGAAUUUCAAAAAUGGGGUAAUGGAGGUGGGACUUUCCAUAAGUCGUCUAGCAUUGAUCCAACGGCAGUCAUAGAGAUUGGUGCAGUAAUACAUGCAGAAUCUGUUGUAGCUGCAAAUGUUCAUGUUGGUUCAGGAUCCAUCAUUGGGCCUGCAGUUACAAUAGGCCAAUCAACAAGAGUAGGGUAUAAUGUUGCAGUCACUAAUUGCACAAUUGGUGAUUUUUGUGUUCUCCACAGCGGUGUCUGCAUUGGACAAGAUGGUUUUGGGUUUUUUGUGGACGAACAAGGAAAAAUGGUGAAGAAGCCUCAAAAUCUGAAUGUGACAAUAGGAGCCCAUGUGGAGAUAGGGGCAAAUACAUGCAUUGACAGAGGCAGUUGGAGGGAUACUGUAAUUGGGGAUCAUUCAAAGAUAGAUAACUUGGUUCAGAUAGGUCACAAUGUAGUUAUUGGGAAGAACUGCAUGCUCUGUGGACAAGUUGGAAUUGCCGGCUCAGUAACCAUAGGUGACUAUGUAACUAUGGGGGGAAGAGUUGCAAUUCGUGAUCAUGUAUGCAUUGCCUCAAAGGUCAGGCUAGCAGCUAAUAGUUGUGUCACCAAGGAUAUAAAUGAGCCAGGGGAUUAUGGCGGCUUCCCUGCUGUUCCUAUUCGUGAAUGGCGAAGACAAGUUGCUACCCAUCGCCAGUCCCUGAAGUAGGGAUCCAUUAGGUCAGAACACUGAUUAAACUCUCUGCAAUGCUUUCCAUGUUCAUCCUUCAGAUACCAAGAAUUCUACAACAGAUCAUCACAACAUUACUUCUGUCAGGUUAGGCAUCGAAAUCUCGAAUCCCAACAAGGGUAUGAGCAUAUACUACAGCGACAUCUACUUCACUAUGAACCACAAUGGAAUUGUUGUCGCAAAGAAUUCCACCCCGGGCUUCUAUCAGCCGUGCAAGAAUGAUACUACGAGGGCAGUGGAAAUGAAAUUAGCUGACCUGCAGUUUUUGCAGCAGAUUAUAGGUGGAAAUGUAAGUUUCAAGAUUGGCUUGGAGACGACGGUUCAGUAUAGGAUAUUCAAGUGGAAAACAAAGCAUCAUAAGAUGGAUUAUGAAGCUUAUGUAUACAAUGUGACAGUUAAUGGAACUGAUUUAGGACAGAACGGCACUGUCUUGAAGAAAACCGUAUUCUAAAGAUUUGUCUAAAGAUUAAAGCCAAAAGCAUGCAUGCAUGUUAGUUUAUCCUGUUUCUUUAUGAAUCAGACCUCAAAAAAGUUCAGAAAAGAGAUUUUGUUGUGUAUAUCUCAUAUGUACUGCAGGAUGAUAAUUAAAAAACAACUUCAUGUAAAUCUUUACUUUCUGGCAUUAUUUUCGAUUCUUGUUUGGUUUAUCUCAACAGAUUUAUUAUUGUUUUGA
Ipomoea nil (Japanese morning glory) is the source of this 1760-nucleotide messenger RNA. Its product is annotated as probable UDP-3-O-acylglucosamine N-acyltransferase 2, mitochondrial. The transcript has 12 exons. NCBI's taxonomy places the organism in Eukaryota, Viridiplantae, Streptophyta, Magnoliopsida, Solanales, Convolvulaceae. The record is from RefSeq and is a predicted model, not a curated record. Gene Ontology annotation, biological process: lipid A biosynthetic process. The coding region runs from base 158 to 1066 and encodes 302 amino acids.